AUGACUUUUCGUCGGCAGGAGAGUGGCGAAUCGAAUUUCAGCCAUCAUGAGAGCGAUUUUGACCUGGAUGAGGGCAAUCGAGAGACACUGCGUCGCGAUGCGGAACGAUCCGCUGCACUGCAGCUCGAACGAGCUAAAUACAAACCGGUUGCUUUUGCUGUCUGUACAAAUGUGGAGUUCGAUGGCACUGUGGACGAUGAUUCACCUGUUCACGGAUGUGCUGUGUCGUUUAAAAUGAAGGAUUUCCUACACAUCAAAGAGGUAAGAAAACAAGACUGGCUGGCAUUAAAAGGACGAGAGAUUUCCGGCGUAGAGGUGUGA
Molecule: messenger RNA, 321 nt
Organism: Gongylonema pulchrum
Lineage: Eukaryota; Metazoa; Nematoda; Chromadorea; Rhabditida; Gongylonematidae
Source: the annotation of a GenBank genome assembly